AUGUCGUUCCCACCUACUCUUAAACUCAACGACGGUAACGAGAUUCCACAGCUCGGAUAUGGUCUUGGAACUGCCCGAUUCAAGCGCAGUGGAGGGCCACUAGAUGCCGACCUCGUUGAGCUCACAAGAAAAGCCAUCGAUAUUGGCUACUACCACCUUGACGGUGCCGAAGUAUAUGGAAAUGAGGAGGAACUCGGCGCUGCCAUCAAGGCGUCAGGCGUUCCCCGAGAGAAGCUCUUCGUUACCACCAAGAUUACUGCCCUAGAGAAGAAGAACACUGAAGAGGCUUUCGCCCUCUCACUGAAGAAGCUGGGUCUGGAUUACGUCGACCUGUAUCUGAUCCACGGUCCUUACUUCGCCGAGAACGACGAGGAUUUGCAGCAAAAAUGGGCUGACCUGGAGGCCAUCAAGGCUUCUGGCCGAGCAAAGUCCAUUGGUGUCUCCAACUUCCUCCAGGAGCAUCUGGAAGCCAUCCUCAAGACAGCCAAGGUGGUGCCUGCGAUUAACCAGAUCGAGUACCACCCUUACCUCCAGCAUGGCGAUCUCGUUGCGUUCCACAAGAAGCACAACAUUGCCAUUGCCUCAUAUGGCCCCUUGGUACCAAUCACCACCGUCAAGGGCGGCCCGGUGGUGCCCGUCUACAACAAGCUAGCGGAGAAGUACGGUGUUACUGACUCCGACGUUGGUCUCCGAUGGGUUCUUGAUCAAGGCAUUGUCACACUCACAACCAGCUCCAAGGAGUCACGGUUGACUGGCUACCUCGAGAGGCUGCCCAAGUUCAAGCUGGCGGACGAGGAGGUUGCCGAGAUUUCGACGGAAGGAAACAAGAACCACUACCGGUCAUUCUGGAAGAACAAGUUUGCUGAGGACGACAGGAGGUAG
This is a messenger RNA of Trichoderma virens Gv29-8, 882 nucleotides long. RefSeq lists its product as uncharacterized. Gene Ontology annotation, molecular function: oxidoreductase activity, acting on NAD(P)H as acceptor. The record is from RefSeq and is a predicted model, not a curated record. Lineage: Eukaryota; Fungi; Ascomycota; Sordariomycetes; Hypocreales; Hypocreaceae. The transcript is spliced from 3 exons. Bases 1 to 882 code for a protein of 293 amino acids.